Polyodon spathula (Mississippi paddlefish) is the source of this 837-nucleotide messenger RNA. Its product is annotated as C-type natriuretic peptide prohormone-like. The record is from RefSeq and is a predicted model, not a curated record. The transcript has 3 exons. Bases 171 to 566 code for a protein of 131 amino acids. Gene Ontology annotation, molecular function: hormone receptor binding; hormone activity. Gene Ontology annotation, cellular component: extracellular region. NCBI's taxonomy places the organism in Eukaryota, Metazoa, Chordata, Actinopteri, Acipenseriformes, Polyodontidae.
GCGCGCACACAAGAACAGGCUGACUCGAGGGUAGAGUCACCUUCUCCUGGGGGUGGGGGUAUAAAGGGACAGUCCUGGGCUCGGAGUGUAGAGCAGGAGACGGUGCGAUCUUGGAACGACAAGGAGGAAGAAAAACAUUGAUAAACUACAGUGGCUGUCGAAGUGACGACAUGAUCUGUAAUACCGCACUCUGCUUCGGAAUCCUGGCAAUGCUGUCGGUCCAGGACCUCCUGCUAGCUCAGCCAGUCGCUGAUAUACAGACCCUGUCCAGGUUGCUAGAAGGAGGGACUGACCGUUAUCUUGAACCGGAGGUGAAGGACCGCGAUGUAGAUGGCUUAUCGCUUGCGGCGGUUUCUUCUGAUCAGCUGGACAGCGAACUCUUGCACCGAAAGUUCGGGGGCUUGAGUGCAGGGAACCCCGUUUCUGACGAAGCGCUCGUUCGGAUCUUAAGUGACAUAAUCAAUUCUGCCAAGAGAUAUGGGAGGAAAAACAAAAAGGGCGUUUCCCGGGGUUGCUUCGGAGUGAAACUGGACAGAAUAGGCUCCAUGAGCGGGCUGGGCUGCUGAUGCAAUUAUAACAUGGGACUUAUAACGAAAUUAAAGAAGAUUAUACAUCUGGGACGGGAUGACCAGCUGUCUCUUUCGACUCCGCCCCGGGAAUAUACUGCUUCAACUUCAACAACUGCCAUAAUACACCUCUAUAAUAACACUGUAGCAUCUUUACAAGUGUGUCCCUGAUUAAACUGCACUUGAAUUGGGAUCGGUGUCUGUUUCAUUACUUAUAUCGUCUUUAAAUAGCGUAUUAUGUAUACAUUUUAUUUAUGUGAAUUGUUCAUGG